UAGGAUCCUGAUAGAUUUUCGUUCCAUCAUGAAAAAUGUGGGAGAAUUGAUUAAAAUGUUUCCCAAUUGCUUCCUUAUACAUCAGUCACAUCUCAUUUAUUACCAUUCUGCCAUAUCACACUAUGUGACCUGUGCAGCAACAAUACAAAAUGAAUGUUUUACAAUCCUUUAAAGCAGGUGAAUAAACACAAUGUUCAUCCUUUUCAAUGACGGUUAGGUUCCAAGCUUGUUGCACUGCUGAAAUCCGUGGAAUUGGUAUGGGAGCUGUGUAUUGCAAUCUACAAUAAAUCUUCAGCAAAACUCCGGGAUACCUCAAAUUAGGCUCCAACAACAUCCUUGCCUAUCAUUUCUACUUCAUUAUUUAUAAAUUGACAAUCUAUAGUCUGUGGUAUUGAAAGGUUAAAAUGACGUUCCAGUUAUCAGCCACGGACGGAUACUUGCUUUCCUCCUGUCAAACAUAGUCAGUACUUUUGCUCUACAUGCGUGCAUGAAUUUUUCAGUAUAAUAAGCCUGUGAAAAAAAUGUGGGAAGCAAUUUAUUUUAUGUUUGUUACUUUUAAUUCUCGGAUAAAGGUCACGGCAUACUAGAAUCCCUGCGACAUGAUGUUUCCGGAAGCUAGUCAAUUUUUGGACAAGCAAUGUCUUGUUAUCGUGGGUUACCUAUUCGGCCUAUGUGUUAGAUUAGUGACGGUUAAGUGUAACGUGGACUUGUCUUGAGUGUAGGUAAUAUUAUAUAAAUUACGUAUGCCAAUUGCGUAAGAUGUCACCUACCGUGUAGUUUGUUUGAUACAGAACAUGUUACUUUGAAGGAUUCUGUAAAUUCAAAGUUGGUGAAAUUUUCUGAACUGUCUCAAGAAAACAUGAUAUUGCUGCUAUAGGUUGAUUUGAACGGGGCAUAUUAUAUCUGAAUUUUUGCUCUUCUACUUGCAUGCGUUGAGGGCGGACCACAACAUGAGCGUGAUCAAAGAGGAGCCUGGUGCCGACACUGAUAUGGGCCCAACACUAAAUGAGUUUAAGCUGGUUCAUUUCAAACAGGAAGAUUCCCCUGUCCUGUUUUGCUCUGUCAAGAGUGAAUUCAAGCAGGACACACAUGGAGUCAAACAGGACCCUGAAUCAUCAGCUGUUGAAAGUUCUUCAUUCCAUAAGAAGAAACACCUCAUUGCUGUAAAACAGGAACCACAGGGAGAUGCCAGACAGGAGGUACGGGAUGACACUGUAAUCAAACAGGAGCCUGAGGAUGAGGUGAUGAUACAAGACCAUGUUUUCUGUUCAGAGAGUGUGGAGCUCAUUAUUGGUAUGGAAGACUUCAUUGGUGGAACCAGUAUGUUUGCAGAGCAUGCUGACAGCCAACAAGGAGAUGACAGUGGCAUCUCAUCACGGAGCGAACAUCCUGGAAAUAAUUGUUCCAUAAUAUUAGGCGUGAAACAGUGUAAGUCUAAAGACAAUAAGAAAGUGUGUUCAAAUCCUCAGAGGAAGACAUACCAAUGUGAUCUGUGCACAAAGAGUUUCACAAGGCAAGGCCAUUUGACUGAACACAGACGUAUUCAUACUGGAGAAAAACCAUACCAGUGUGAAAUAUGCAAUAAGAGUUUUACUCAGCGAGGUAACCUUGCACUGCAUCUCCGAACGCAUCCUGGUGAAAAACCUUUCAAGUGUGACUUCUGCACUAAGCGUUUCACCCAGCGGACACAUUUGGUGCACCACAGACGGACACAUACAGGAGAGAAGCCUUUUAUUUGUGAUUUUUGCAACAAAGGUUUCUCUCAACAGGGACAUCUAGUGGCCCACACACGAACCCACACUGGAGACAAGCCAUACAGGUGUCACCUGUGCAACAGGAGAUUUUCAUCUAGUAGUUAUCUUCUGGUGCAUACGCGUUCCCACUCAGGGGAGAAGCCUCACAAGUGUGACUCAUGUGAUAAGAGUUUCAUGCAGCACAGAUACUUGGUACAGCACAGUCACACACAUAUUGGCGCAAAGCCUUAUAAAUGUGAGAUAUGUCAGAAGCACUUUCCAGACCAGGGGAAUUUGGCACGACACAGACGCACACAUGCAGAGUCCAUUCACAAGUAUGUGUCCUGGAAGGUUUCAAACAACAUGGAAGGAACAUUGUCACCUGCGUUGGAGGGGCAUCUCAUAGAUAUGCAAUAAUAAUAAAUCAAGCAAGAUGGAGGCAGUUGGUUCUGCAAAAUGUUGGUAACUAUCUAACAAGAAUACACAGCUUCAUGCCGCAGGAGACAGUAGUCUCCAGUCCCUGUCUUAAGAACAUCAGAUCUCAGUUUCCUAGGAACCUUGUACAAGUUGCAGCUUCCAUCUUUGGACCACUCCAGGUUCUUACCUCUGUGAGAUUGCUGGC
Molecule: messenger RNA, 2355 nt
Organism: Cryptotermes secundus
Lineage: Eukaryota; Metazoa; Arthropoda; Insecta; Blattodea; Kalotermitidae
Product: zinc finger protein OZF
Exons: 6
Coding region: 951-2150 (399 amino acids)
Biological process (GO): regulation of transcription by RNA polymerase II
Molecular function (GO): DNA-binding transcription factor activity, RNA polymerase II-specific; RNA polymerase II cis-regulatory region sequence-specific DNA binding
Source: RefSeq, a predicted model, not a curated record